This is a messenger RNA of Arachis ipaensis, 1169 nucleotides long. RefSeq lists its product as uncharacterized. Gene Ontology annotation, cellular component: nucleus. Gene Ontology annotation, biological process: proteolysis; protein desumoylation. The record is from RefSeq and is a predicted model, not a curated record. Gene Ontology annotation, molecular function: deSUMOylase activity. NCBI's taxonomy places the organism in Eukaryota, Viridiplantae, Streptophyta, Magnoliopsida, Fabales, Fabaceae.
AAUGCAACCGGGCGGUCUGGCCAGGAUAAGUUUCAUGGCCAUGCCGCGGAUUCUGCCGCGGUCGUGAACUUAAGCGGGUUACUAAGUAUGCAAGUGGACAGCAUUCCAAAGUCCAUGAACCUGGUAUUCCAUCCCACGGUAGAUAUGAACCUGUCCGGGGUGGAGUUGGCAGUUGCUGCUUACAUUUUCAACAGAGAUCUUCCAGAGAGUGAGGUUCUUAUUGACAUUGGGGACUGCUUUGCAAGUAGGGGAGCGCUGAUAACUCUCGCCCCGAAAGAGGAGGUUGUUGACGAUGUACUGAAUGUAGUUAUUCGUAUGCUGACAAAUGGAUCGCAGCGCAGUUGUUGGUUCCUUCCCACAGUGGUCAUGCAAGCGGCACUUGGUGGUCGCUCGCUAACGUCGGCGAACAUGACGUCGAUACGCAACAACUACAUGCGCAGCAAGGUGGACCAGACGACGAAGGUUUACCAGCCCAUGUGGUGUGAUCAACACUGGUACCUUAUGAUUAUCGACAUCCCGCGAAUGAAGUUAGUGUAUCUAGACUCACUCCGAGAUCUGCGUGAAGCAGAUGCAAGGAAAACUGUGAUGGUUCGGGUGGCACUUUACCUUGAAGGUUUGACGCUGGGAAAGUCAUUGCUAUCGGGGCCUGAGGCGCUGCGUCCUAGGUUCUCAGCCUUCGAGUUCGAGGAGCCGGAGGUGCCUCAACAAGCGGGGGACUCCAUGGACUGUGGCGUGUGGGUAGCACAGUGGAUGAUUCGAGAGCACCUGUGGCAAGAUCACGGGGUACAGAAUGUCAACAAUGCGACUAGGAUGCGGUUGGCAGUGGAUUUGGUGAUGAAGUCUCACAACGACCUAGGAGAAGAUGCUGUUUCCAAAGCAGUCCGGCAUUGGCAACAGAAAGCAGCCUAGACUGAAGCCAUUUUGGGUUGGAAAUGGGUUUACUGGUAUCAUGUUUUGUUUGGGUACGUUCCGUGGAUUUGGCCAGUUGGCAGGGCAGUCUACUAGAUCAGACCGUCAUAAACAUGCACACCAACGCAAUGUGUUGCAUUGGAGUUGGGUGAAAAUUUAGUAUCUGCAUUGUUUUGAUGAUGUAAUCUUUGAAAGUUAUGCUCAAAACCUCUACCUGAAGCAGUUUUGUUUUGGAUGUAUAUGCAAACCGUUAUAUUUCC